AUGGAUUUCAAGAAAGACGACUACCAGCUUUCCUACGUCAAGCUGGACGAUGAGCUGCCAGCAGAGAGUUCCGGUCCGAGUCCCGCCCCGCGGAUGCGGCCAUUGUCUUCGGCUGAGCAAAAGCUCCUGCAAACUGAGACACAGGGAUUCUGGGGGGCGGGCUGGACCUGGGAGAUCCUAAGUGCUAUCAGUUCUGUUGCCUUUCUGGCUGCCAUUAUCAUUGUGCUCUGGCACUUCAAUGGCAGGCCCAUGCCGGACUGGCCGUAUGGCAUCACGCUUAACGCGUUAGUAUCUGUCUUCAGUACAGUCAUGAAGGCUUCGAUGGCACUUGUGGUUGCUGAAUGCCUGGCCCAGCUCAAAUGGUCCUGGUUUCGGGGUGGAAACAAACUUAGCGAUCUCGCCCUUCUCGAUGCCGCUAGUCGUGGACCCAUGGGUGCAUUGAUUACUCUAUUCCAGACUCUGCCCCGGCAUCUGAUCACUCUCGGGUGCCUUAUUUUGGUAGUGGCCGCUGCUACGGAUCCUUUUGUCCAACAAGUUAUGAGCAUAAAGGAACAGCCCAUUCAAUCCCCAGGCCACGCUUCUAUUCAAGUAUGCAAUAGCAGCUUAUACACAGACUAUGGUGAAGGUGCAGGCCCUGGCAUGAAUAAGCUCUCACUGGGCAGCCUGGGCGCUCUAUACUCGGGCAUUUUCCAAACACAAGGACCGGGCAGUGAAAGUGCCAUGGCAACCUGUCCAACAGGAAAUUGCACUUUCCCCAAGUAUCAAUCUCUCGGGGUCUGUAGCAGUUGCACCAAUAUCACGGACUUGCUUCAUCCAGCUCAAUUGAACAUGGGGUCUGGCUACAAACUAAGCAAUGGUUUGUCCUUGGUCACAUCAUACACCAUGCCGACUAUGAUGAACUCCACAACGGCCCUUCACCCACUUCGACUCGAUGUGAGUGACAAGGCCAUAAUCACGAAUUUCACCUCAAUCACUUCACCAGGAAUGGGAAGUUCGACUGGACUGAACGCAGCUGAAUGUGCGUUAUAUUUCUGUGUCAAAACCUAUGAAGCGAGAGUACACGAAGGCAACUUCUUCGAAAAGACUAUUCCGAUCGCAAGCUCAACAAAUUUCUCUUCUUCGUUAGAUGCGACGCUGAAAGACUUCACCGUGACGCCAGACACAUGUUAUUAUAAUGGAACAGCAUCCCAAACCCCACACGUCGACAGUGAGAACUGUGUCUACAACGUCAAUUACCUCAGCAGGAUGGCGAUAGCCAGCUCCAUCCAGCCGCUUCUAAAAGGCCAUGGUGAACGGCCGGUGAUAAAUCGGCCUGAUUGGUCGUCUGACACGGUCGAAGCUAUCUAUGGCCAGGAAGGAAACUUUACGGACAUCAGCACUGCCUUUGAAUCGAUCGCGUCCUCUUUGACAGUCAAUGCGCGCUCGCAGGUGUGUAAAAAUUCGGUAAACGGGGCAACAUGGGCCGUGCAAUCAUUUGUCCAUGUGAAAUGGGAUUGGCUCAUCCUUCCAGCUGCGUUGGUGGGUCUCAGCAUUAUUUUCUUGAUUGCUACGAUGAUCCACACGAGAAAUCAGUAUAUAUGGAAGUCCUCGCCUUUGGCCCUUCUAUUCUCGGACUUACUGAUUGAUGAUCCCGUUCCCAUCAAAUCCGCUCCUACUCUCAGAGACAUGGAAGAUACGUCGCGAAAGAUGGAGGUUUGGCUUGAGACCUCAGCAUCGGGGGUCAGGCUAAAGGCUGUGGCAAGAUCAUAA
Messenger RNA from Penicillium chermesinum, 1749 nucleotides. Its product is annotated as DUF3176 domain-containing protein. The record is from RefSeq and is a predicted model, not a curated record. Lineage: Eukaryota; Fungi; Ascomycota; Eurotiomycetes; Eurotiales; Aspergillaceae. The coding region runs from base 1 to 1749 and encodes 582 amino acids. The transcript is spliced from 2 exons.